GCGCUUGCUGCACUUGCAUGACUUAAUUGGCCCACGGGAAGCAGAUCAAAGUUAAUCGUCUUGGCAAAGAAUUCCAUAUAAAAUUAUACGUACGCCACUAGUCUAACUAGUUUUUCCUGCAAUGACUCAUCAUCAACCAUCCAGAGAGGGAUAACAUGUCCUAAUGUACAUGAAUCAGGAUGGCUACUAUGCAGAAAGCAAAACACAAGAGGACAAAGGUUAUCCCUACAGAUGAACCAGAUAGACCAACCUCCUCCUUGUCUCAUAACUCUUGGGUUGAGGACUUUGAUGAUAAUCCAACAGCCAAGGAAAAAUUGGGAGUUGAGAAUAUUGCAUAUCAAGUGACAGAAGUUGAGAAGCUGCCUCAGGAACAUGUAACCUAUGACCUGAAAGGUCAUGGGGGUAGUAUGGUGUCAGUCAGACAAGCCGAGGAUGGUGAUCGGAUGGACUUCACUGAUGAGGAGUUGGACUUCAAGGAAGACAUUGUGAAUUCUGGAGAUACUGAGCUCCUAGGUAAACCAGCAAGCGAAGCUGGUUCCUAUGCGCGGUCUACCAGUCCCUUUGAUGAAGACAGCUAUGCUGGAUCCAUACAAGAGGAGGGAAGAAAGAAGAGGAGACGACGCAAGGAACGAAAUGUUGUGACACCUGUCAAUGAUGAUGCAGAUGUAUCAAUGUCAGUCAGUGAUGAGACACAUCCAGAACCUAAGAAGAAAGGGCCAAGUGAAGCCUGGAGUAUGUCCAGCAUGCAUGACAUCAGUCAGAUACCCAUGGAUGCACCACCAGCACGACCCAAGUCAAGCGGAAUGACCCGAGCUAAAUCCCCACAGACACGCAAUCGAUCCCCAGGGGUGGGGACUCAUUCUGCUAGUGCAUCUCGUGCUCAGUCUGUCAUCAGUGUGAGAGAAGCUGAUGAUAACCAGCGAGUUGAUGGGUUGAAUGAGACUGGGGAGUCAGGGAGCAAGACCAGGGCUACAGAGCACAAGAACAAUGGAGACAAUCGUAGUCUUGUGUCAGGAACCAGUCCUCUCUUGAAGCCUCCACAGUUGGAGCAUGAGCAGCAGGCUUAUGUUCCCUAUGUCUACGCAAGAGACUGUUUGACUAAGGUCAUGGAUGAUAUGAAGAAGAUGAAGAUGAAUCAUCUCCGUAUCGUUGGUCAAAUAGAAGACACUUACAAGACCAUUGAAGAUGAGACCCAAACCCAGUUCAAUAUGUUUGUGGGAGGUCUUCGUGUCCAGUACAAAGACAAAGUGAAAACGUUCCGUCAAGUGAUUGAGAUUCAUCGAGAAGAUUUUGGCAGUCAUAAGACGUACUGGGAGGAGACAUUGACGAGUUUAAAUCAUAGAAAUAAAGCUCUGAUGAAAGAGAAGAAGAAACUACUCAUCAUCAACAAGAUUGAAAUUGACAGAUUGGAGAAGGAAAAGGAAGAACUGACUCAAGAACUCACACAACAGUUGGAUCAAAACCAGUCAUCGUUUUCAUCCAGACAAAAAGGAUUAGAGGAAGAAAAGAAGCUCCUGGAAGACAAUUUGCAGUCAGAACUAGAGGCCGAGAAGAAAUUACACCAAGAAGAAGUUGAGAAACUACGACUUGAUCUAGAAGAGGCAAGAGCAAGUGCUGCUGCUGUGUCCAUCAUCACUGAUUCGAACAUCAAAGCGGUCACAAUCAAUGGAGAAACACAGCGAGCAUCAUCAGCAAGACGGACAUCUCAGACUAGUCUUCGAUCGGAAGGAAGGAGGGGAUCAGCGACUGGAUCCGUGAGAGGAAGCCUGGGUGUGGCAGCAACUGCAGCUGUAGUCAGCAGUGGGAUAUCUGAGGCUGAAAGAAAGAGAUUGGAUGAUCGGAGAGCACAGAUGGAGAAACAGUUGAUACAAUCUCAGAAGGAUCUUUUGGUUUUGCAAACAAAGUACGAUUUCAUCCAGGCUCAGUAUGCAACGCUAGCAUCUCUGGCCAAGGAAGAUAACGAUGGAGUGAUCUCAGGACAAGUAGAAGCAACUCAGAAAGAUCAGGAAAUCAUGGAUGAAGAAAGCCAACAACUGAAGGAGGAAAUCAGACAAUGGGAGGUGGACUUCAAGGAACAGAUGGGAAGGGAACCCACAGAGGACGAUAGAUCAGAGACUGUACGUGAGUUAGAGACUCAGCUCUCAGAGGCAGAGACUAAGAAGAAUGAGUUGGAUUCCAAGAUGGCAACAUUAAUUGCUCUCAAAGAGGGCAAGACACCUGACACGCAACCUGCAAGCAUACCUGAACCUGUCGUCAAAACUGUAGAGAUUGUGAUUCCUGAUCCGUCAACUGUAGCUGCACUCACAGCUUCUCAGGAACAAGUAAACGGACUGGAGACUCGCCUGAAGGAAAUGGAGAUCAGUCUGAGAGAUAAAGACAAGAAGAUGAAGACAUUGGAGAAGGAGAAGAAGAAAGUAGGCAAGAAGGAGAAACAUACAGAUAGAGGAUCAGGAGAAGAUGAUAAACAUCUCAAGAUGAUUCUUGGAGCAGUCGUUGCUCAGUCUGCAAUUCAGGGUUCAUCUGCUGAUGACAGUGCUGCAAAACUGGAGAAUGCAAAAGCUGAGAAGGAAGACUUGGUGGCAAAGAGGGACAAGGCUAAACAGGACUUGGAAUUAUGGGUAGAAAACUACAAUCAGGAACAUGGCAGCUCUCCUGAGGAGACAGACAGUAAUGAAGAGGCCAAGGCGCUGUAUGCAUCUUUGGAAGAGUGCAACACUAACUGUCUCUCCAAUGAGACAGAGAUCACUGCUUUGUCCAUACUGGUGACAGGGCAGAUACCUGCAGACCUUCAACCAAUGAAAGAAGCACAGGUGUCAGUACAAUCAACAGGUCCAGCAAGCUCCCAACAAAUUCAAGACCUUGAGGAUCGCAUCCAAGAACUGGAGGAGGAAAAUGAACAGCUUACAGAGAGAAAUUCUGAGCAAGAAGAGACUAUAAGAGAAUUGGAGCAAACAAAAGAACAGCUGGAAGAGAGACUAGCUGAGAUGGAAUCAGGGGGAGGGGCAGCAGCAGCUGCAACAGCUGCUGCAUUAGCAAAUCUGGACUUUGAUGAUGAUGAUGUGGAGGGUUUUGGAGCGCAACUGGCUGCUCUUCAGAAGCAAGUAGACAGUGUAGAGCGCAAACUCCAAGAUGAGAAAUCUGCUCAUGAUGACACUAAGGAGGAACUGGAGAUGAUCAAGGUGGAAUGUGAGAGUCUGAGAGGAGAGAAGAGAAGUCUGGAGGAAGAGAUGGAUGGGAAGAUUACCACGGCAACUGUUGCUAUAGCCGCUGAGAUGAAACUCAAAGAAAAGUCACUUGAAGAAACAAAACAACGCCUAGAUGUGUUGGAAGCGGAGAAAUUGCAGAACCUACCAGUUGAUACAGCUAAGGAGAUCACAUUACUACAGGGGCUAGUGAAAAAAGCUGAGAAGGAAAAAGAAGAUGCACAGAAGGCAAACAUCGGAGGCACAGCUGAUCUGGAUAAACUCAAGAUUGAGCUGAAAACCACGAAUGAAUCACUAGCUAAAGAAAGAGAGGCUAAUCGAGCUCAUCAGGAUAACUUGAAGAAAAAAAUGGCAGAAAAAGACAAGCAAGCUAAGGAUAUGGUGUCUUCUACCGAGAAGAAAUACUUACAGAGAGAAGCAGAGAAUAAGAAACAAAUACAAGCACUGGAGAAGAAGAACAAGGAGAUACUAGUAGCUGGAGGUACAGGCAGGACAGCAGGGGGUACAAAGGGAGGAACAGAUGCCAAGUCAGAGAAGAAGAUCAAGUUAUUGACAGAACAAGCUGCAACAUUGAAAAAGACGAUUCAGGAGAAUCAGGAUAAGAUACGCCAGUUGGAGAAGGAUGUGAAGGAGGCAAAAUCUGGAGGGACAGCUGAUAAACAAGCUGGAAAGAAGAUGGAGAAACAACUCAAGGAUCUUGAGAAGAAACUAGAGAUGGAGCAGAAGAAAUUUGAACGAGAGAAGAAGAAUGCUACGGAGCUGGAUGCCGAGCUCAAGACAACCUCUAAGGAACUAGACGGGGCCAAGGAUGAGAUCAAGAAACUAACCAAUCAGAUUGAUUUGUUGGGCGUGGCAGCAGCUGAAGCCUUAGAACUGAAAGAGAAAGUCACUGAGCAGACUGCAGAGUUGAAGAAACUACAGAGUGAGAUGAAGACACUGACUGAGAACUACAACAGUGAAAGGGUGCUGAGGAAGAAAUAUUACAACAUGGUUGAAGAUAUGAAAGGCAAGAUUCGCGUCUACUGUCGGACCAGACCACUCAGUUCUACAGAGAAAGGCAGAGGUAACUUCUCAGUUGUCAAGGCACCCGAUGAGUACUCUGUAGAGAUUCAAAGUACUCGAGGUUUGAAGGAAUUCCAGUUUGAUCAUAUCUUCAUGCCUGAGAGCACACAAGCAGAUGUCUUUGAAGAUACCAAUAACCUGAUUCAGUCUGCUGUGGACGGCUACAAUGUCUGUAUUUUUGCCUAUGGUCAGACUGGUUCCGGUAAGACAUUUACGAUGAUUGGUGAUAGGGAAGGCAAUUUUCCUGGCAUUGCACCAAGAGCGUUUGAAAAGAUCUUUGAGGUCAUCGAGGAGAAUAAAGCCAAAUUUACCUUCCGUGUUGAGACCUACAUGUUGGAAUUGUACAAUGACAAACUCAUUGACUUGUAUUCCAAGACACAUGGUGAGAGUGCCAAACUGGACAUUAAGAAAGACAAGAAGGGGUUGGUGUUUGUGCACGGUGCUGUGGUGCAAGAAGCAUCAAAUUCCAAGGAAUUGUAUGGACUGUUUGAACAAGGAUCAGCUAGUAGACAUGUUGCAUCAACCAAGAUGAAUGCGGAGAGUUCUCGGUCUCAUCUGGUCAUUGGCGUUGUCAUUGAGAGUACUAACAUCACCACGGGAACGGUUACUAAGGGAAAACUGAGUCUGGUAGAUUUGGCUGGUAGUGAACGUGCUGCCAAAACGGAUGCCUCUGCUCAACAACUAAAGGAAGCUAACUCCAUCAACAAAUCCUUGAGUGCUUUAGGUGAUGUCAUCUCAGCUUUAUCCAGUGAGCAAUCUUUCAUCCCUUACCGUAACAAUAAACUCACCAUGCUGAUGCAGGACUCCUUGGGAGGCAAUGCCAAGACUCUUAUGUUUGUUAACAUCUCACCAGCUGAUUAUAAUUCCGAGGAGACUGUCAUCUCAUUGACCUAUGCAUCCAGAGUCAAGUUGAUCACUAACGAUGCAUCUAAGAAUGCUGAUAACAAGGAAAUAGCCAGACUCAAGGAGAUUAUUGCUAAGAUGAAGACGGGUGAAGUGGUAGAACUGGAAGAAGAUGCCGAGGUGUAGUCAGUGUAAGUCACCACUUGAAGAUGACGGGAGUGAAUUGAGCCAGACACUUCAGAGGAACGAUUCAACGUAUACAUGGGGAUACCCUGUCAGCACCUGUACUACAUUGUGUUAUAUUGAAUUUAUUCGCUAAUGAGUGCUGGGGGAUUUGGGGCGGAGCUGUGACUAAUGAUUCUGUAGAACUGGUUUUAAUAUCAUGUGAAUGUGUAUUAUUAACCAUGUUAAGGAAAAAGGACUUUGAAUGUAAAGUUAUAUUGCUUGAUAUUCAAACUGUUAAACUGAUCUAAAUUUGCACCUGUAGUCUGAGCAAGAGUAAGGGCACAUCAUUACCAUUCUUAAGAUCUUUAGAAUUGCGUUAAGCUUAAAAAAAACCCAAAUUUUUGAAUUAUAUUUUUGGAUUGGCAAUAUUUUAAUUUUCCUUGGAAUCACCAUAGUAUUUGACACUUUUUGAAUUUGAAUUUUUGGAAUGUAGAUAGUAUACAAAUUCAUUAUAUUUAGAACAUUUUGCUUAUUUUUCUAAAAAUCUGUAAAGUGCUUCACAAAAGUGAUGAGAUGAUUAUGUAUAUAUUUUGAUUUUUUUCUAUAUUUUGUGCUGUAUAUUUUUUCUUCUAUAUUUUGUGCUAUAAAAAAUGAAGAUUUGUGAGAGCAAAAAAUCAACAACUUUUUAUCAGUUUUAUGUAGGAAAUUGUGUCGGGAUAAAAAUAUAUAACAUCAUUUUCCACACCGUAACAGGAAAGAGAUAUUGUUUUUGGUAAAAAGUGCACUAUUAUGUGCAACUUUCAUUUUUGUAGGCAGGUACCAUUUUGAAUAGUUUAAAUGAAUUUUACAUCUUGAACAUGUUAUUCUUUUGGUCCAAAUGAAAGUGAACGAUUUAUUGUUAUCUUUAUCCUCUAGAUGUUGCUUUUUAUUUCUGUUGAUAAGCAGCAUAUGAGGCAAGAUAUGUGGCAGAGGGACCCACCCUUCUUUUGUGUUGGUCAUUGUGUUACAGGAAUAUCAGGAAUUCUUUUGAGAUAUUUAGGAGGAUGUGUUUGGUGACAAUAAGCUAGAGUUUGUGCAUGUAUAAGAACAUGCCAUCCCGGUCGCUGCCAUAAAUCAUGCGGGCCAUAAAAAGCGGUAGUUCACAUUUGUUUUUUAAAGAUCAACUGUUCAUAUUAAUUUUAAAAAAACACCUAAGUUUGAUAGUUUAUCAUUUUUAUCCUGAUCCGUCCAUUUUGACCCUGAAUGUCUGUUAUACAUGUAGGUUAAGUUAACUCGACAUUCAUUCUGUUUUUAUUAAUAUUAAAAGUUUUCUUACAGAAAUUCUGACUUAUCUAUUUUUUUUCAACCAUUUUAUCCGUCCAACAUGAUUUGUAACAAUUAAAUGUAAAACAUUCUCAGAA
Molecule: messenger RNA, 6673 nt
Organism: Patiria miniata (bat star)
Lineage: Eukaryota; Metazoa; Echinodermata; Asteroidea; Valvatida; Asterinidae
Product: myosin-10-like
Exons: 32
Coding region: 180-5294 (1704 amino acids)
Biological process (GO): microtubule-based movement
Molecular function (GO): microtubule motor activity; ATP binding; microtubule binding
Source: RefSeq, a predicted model, not a curated record